This is a messenger RNA of Papilio machaon (common yellow swallowtail), 1921 nucleotides long. RefSeq names its product T-complex protein 1 subunit beta (gene CCT2). The transcript has 10 exons. Gene Ontology annotation, biological process: protein folding. Gene Ontology annotation, cellular component: chaperonin-containing T-complex; cytosol. Bases 183 to 1793 code for a protein of 536 amino acids. NCBI's taxonomy places the organism in Eukaryota, Metazoa, Arthropoda, Insecta, Lepidoptera, Papilionidae. Gene Ontology annotation, molecular function: ATP hydrolysis activity; ATP-dependent protein folding chaperone; ATP binding. The record is from RefSeq and is a predicted model, not a curated record.
AUAUAUUAUGUGUGGCAACACCGUUUAAGAUCACGAAAAAAGUUGUGCGGCUCUUGUUCAUGUCUCAUGCAUGUUGAUCUCUGGUAAUUUAUUUCUAUAGUUUCAAAUAUUCGCCUUGGUUAGGUUUUAUAUUUGUUGAAUAAAGCAGUGUUUGCAAAAAGGAUUUCUAAAAAAAUAACAAAAUGGUGUCACUAAAUCCAAUCAGAAUACUGAAGAAUGAGGCUGAAGAAGAAAAAGCAGAGAUUGCUCGAAUGUCUAGCUUUAUUGGAGCUAUAGCUAUUGGAGAUCUUGUAAAAAGUACUCUGGGCCCAAAGGGUAUGGAUAAGAUUUUAGUAUCUAGUGGCAGAAAUGCUGGCCAGGUUGAAGUAACAAAUGAUGGUGCUACUAUAUUGAAAUCUAUUGGAAUUGACAAUCCUGCUGCAAAAAUUUUAGUUGACAUGUCAAAAGUUCAAGAUGAUGAAGUUGGUGAUGGCACAACAUCGGUUACUGUAUUAGCUGCUGAAUUGCUGCGGGAGGCGGAAAAGUUGAUUGAGCAGAAGCUUCAUCCACAGACAAUAAUUGCUGGCUGGCGCAUUGCUAGUGCGGCUGCAAAGCAAGCACUUGCCGAAGCCAGUUAUGAUCACACAACAAAUAUGAAUGAGGCUUCUUUACGUGCUGAUCUUGAAAAAAUUGCUCGCACAACACUGAGCUCUAAGAUUCUGUCAAAUCACAAAGAGCAUUUUACAAAGUUGGCAGUUGAUGCAGUACUUCGUCUCAAAGGUUCUGGCAACCUUAAAGCUAUACAGAUUAUGAAGAUCAGUGGAGGUCUGUUGGAAGAAUCUUUCCUAGAUGAAGGUUUUCUUCUGAAUAAAAAGGUUGGAGUGCAUCAGCCAAAGCGAAUUGAAAAUGCAAACAUUCUUAUAGCCAAUACACCAAUGGACACCGAUAAAAUCAAAAUAUUUGGAUCUGUCAUUAAGGUGGAUUCUAUGGCUAAAAUUGCAGAGUUAGAAGUUGCUGAGAAAGAAAAGAUGAAGGAUAAAGUUAAUAAAAUUUUGGCUCACAAAUGUAAUGUAUUUAUCAACAGGCAACUUAUUUACAAUUACCCUGAACAAUUGUUUGCUGAUGCGGGUGUGAUGGCGAUUGAACAUGCAGACUUUGACGGCAUUGAGCGCUUAGCUCUCGUCACCGGUGGUGAAAUUGUUUCCACAUUUGAUACACCCGAGAAAGUCAAACUUGGACAUUGCAAACUUAUUGAGCAGGUGCUUAUCGGUGACGAGAGCCUAAUCCGGUUCUCUGGUGUGGAGCUGGGGUCUGCCUGCACCGUGGUCAUCCGCGGGGCCACACAGCAGGUCAUUGACGAGGCGGAGCGCUCUUUGCACGAUGCCCUCUGCGUGCUCGCUGCCACCGUCAGGGAACCAAAGGUCAUCUUCGGUGGUGGUGCAAGUGAGAUGUUGAUGGCGGAGGCCGCAUCGAAGGCGGCGUCGCGUACUGCGGGUAAGGAGGCUAUCGCUGCGGAGGCUUUCGCGGUGGCGCUGCGCCGUCUGCCCUCCGCCGUAGCUGAUAAUGCGGGCUACGACAGUGCCGACCUCAUCGCACGUCUCCGCGCACAUCACGCACAAGGAGAGAACACCAUGGGACUCGACAUGGAGAACGGAUGCGUGGGUGACAUGAAAGCGUUGGGUAUAACUGAGUCGUACGUGGUGAAGCGGCAAGUUCUGCUGUCGGCUGCUGAAGCUGCAGAGAUGAUCCUGCGCGUAGACAACAUACUGAAGUCAGCGCCGCGCCGCCGUGGUCCAGACCGCCGUCCUUGCUAACUCCUCACCACCAUCACCUCAUUGUUAAACAAUAUCUGCUACAUGUUAACAACUACCAGUCUUACUUACCAGUUAUCAUUUAAAUUGUUUAAAUGUUCCUACGUUCUAGUGUUUCGGAUGUCCAUGGG